Messenger RNA from Phacochoerus africanus (Common warthog), 3509 nucleotides. RefSeq names its product actin filament associated protein 1 like 1 (gene AFAP1L1). Gene Ontology annotation, molecular function: SH3 domain binding. Bases 464 to 3193 code for a protein of 909 amino acids. Gene Ontology annotation, cellular component: cytosol. The record is from RefSeq and is a predicted model, not a curated record. Lineage: Eukaryota; Metazoa; Chordata; Mammalia; Artiodactyla; Suidae. The transcript has 19 exons.
GCCCCCACGGUCUGCAGAUGAAGAAAGGAUCACGAAGCAAAGCUACCUGCCCACAGCGGAGAGUGGAGCGCCUGCGCAGCCCGUGGCCCCGCCACUCCGCCAGGGCUCGUCUAAGUAGCAAGUUCAGGGUAGACCUGACGCGACGUCCUCUCAGGUUCCGUGUGUCGACCUCGUGAGCCCUCACGUUCCACGUUUUUAAAAUGAGAGGGUCCGACUAGGUCAUCGGAAUCUCGUGUUCGAUGCGUGCUUGAUGGCAUGUGCGCUCGGAUCGAGACACGGAUGCAGACACGUCCUCGCAGAGCCUGUCAUGGCAAGUCCAGCCAGUCUACCCCUAAAUCCUCUCUGCUCUACGCACAGAGUCUGCAUAGUUCUGGGGAACAUGAGGAAAUAGCAGCAGCCACAGAAACGUGGCCUCGGAUGAGCGCCGGCUCCGGGCACGACCCAGACAAAGUGCUUUGCCAGCAUGGCCUUGCCUACAUCUCCCAGCCCGGGAGGCUGGGAUCCUGUGAUUCUCACGUUACAGACGGGACGAGCACAGCUCAGACCUCUCCAGCGGGCCCAUCUUGGGGCAGCGCAGAAGGCACAGCACAAGGGCUCCCGUUCCCAGAGGUCUCGCCCCAAAGCCCCGUUCCCGUGCUCUGCCAGGCGGGACUGUGCAUGUCUCACAGUCGGCUGCCCGGGCUCGUGUGCCCCCCCCCCGCCCCCCCCGCCCCGCCUCUCCCUCGUUUCCGAAGGCGCUGCCGCGGGACAACUGCUCAGGAGACAAGGAAGGCCCUCCUACGUUCAUGUGCACAGCCAUGCCCUCCAGGAUGUCUUCUGGUGGCCUAUUUUUCAGAGGUUGAACCACCUGGGGUCCCUGUUAACCUGCAGCUUCCUGGGUCCCAGGACAGGGCCUACAGCAUCAGACUCUCCAGCGCUCGAGCAGCUGCUCCCCGAGCUCACGGGGCUGCUCAGCCUCCUGGACCACGAGCACCUCAGCGACACCACCCUGGAGAAGAAGACGGCGGUGGCCUCCAUCCUGCAGAGCCUGCAGCCCCUCCCAGCCAAGGAAGUCUCCUACCUGUACCUGAACACGGCGGACCUGCACUGCGGGCCCAGCUUCGUGGAGUCCCUCUUCGAGGAAUUCGACUGUGACCUGGGUGACCUUCGAGAUGCGCCGGAGGACGACGGGCAGCCCGGCAAAGGCGCCAGCCCCCAGCCGGCCAGGAGCCCAUCUCUGAGACAUGCCGCCGACCCGCCUCCACCGCUGCCCAGCAGGCCUCCGCCUGAGGAGUUCUACGAGGAGGCCCUUCCCCUGGGCCCCGGCAAGGCCCCUGAGUACGUCAGCUCCCACGACGGCUGCAGCCCGGCGCAGUCAAUCGUGGACGGCUACUACGAGGACGCGGACAGCAGCUACCCGGCCACCAGCGUGAACGGGGAGCUGAAGAACUCUUACAAUGACUCUGACGCCAUGAGCAGCUCCUACGAGUCCUACGACGAGGAGGAGGAGGAGGGCAAAGGGCCGCGGCCCACACACCAGUGGCCCUCGGAGGAGGCCUCCAUGCACCUGGUCAGGGACUGCAGGAUGUGUGCCUUCCUGCUGCGGAAAAAGCGCUUCGGGCAGUGGGCCAAGCAGCUGACCGUCCUCAAGGAGGACCAGCUCCUGUGCUACAAAAGUUCCAAGGACCGGCAGCCACAUCUGAGGCUGGCGCUGGACGGCUGCACCGUCAUCUACGUGCCCAAGGACGGCCGGCACAAGAGGCAUGAGCUGCGCUUCUCCCAGGGGGCCACCGAAGUGCUGGUGCUGGCACUGCAGAGCCGGGAGCAGGCCGAGGAGUGGCUGAAGGUCAUCCGAGAGGUCAGCAAGCCUGCUGGGGGCGCUGAGGGGGCGGAUGUGCCCAGAUCCCCUGUCCUCCUGUGCAAGCUGGACCUGGACAAGAGGCCGUCCCAAGAGAAGCAGACCUCAGACUCUGACAGCCUGGGCCUGGGCGACAGCUGUUCCACCCUUGGCCGAGAACAUGGCAAAGGGAAGAAGAACAGCCUGUCGGAGCUGAAGGGGUCAGUGAGCAAGGCUGCCGGCCGCAAGAUCACCCGCAUUAUCAGCUUUUCCAAGAAGAAGGCGCUGGCCGAAGCCCUGCCAGCGUCCGCUGCCGAGGAGGAAGUCCCGUGCUGGGGUCACCUGAACGUGCUGGUGAACCACGGCUGGAAGGAACGCUGGUGCCGCCUCAAGGGCAGCACCCUGUAUUUCCACAAGGACCGGACGGACCUGCGGACCCACGUGAACGCCAUUGCCCUGCGCGGCUGCGAGGUGGCCCCGGGCUUCGGGCCCAGACACCCGUUUGCCUUCAGGAUCCUGCGCGACCGGCAGGAGGUCGCCAUCCUGGAGGCAAGCUGCUCGGAGGACAUGGGCCGCUGGCUCGGGCUGCUGCUGGUGGAGACAGGCUCCAGGGUCACUCCGGAAGCGCUGCACUAUGACUACGUGGACGUGGAGACACUGACCAGCAUCGUCACCGCAGGGCGCAGCUCCUUCCUAUAUGCAAGGUCCUGCCAGGAUCCGUGGCCUGAGCCCCGCGUCUAUGAUGAUGUCCCUUACGAAAAGAUGCAGGACGAGAAGCCUGCACGUCCCUCUGGAGCGCAGGUCAAGCGCCACGCCUCCUCCUGCAGUGAGAAGUCCCAUCGGGUGGACCCGCAGGUUUCGGUCAAGCGCCACGCCUCCAGUGCCCACCAAUACAAGUACGGCAAGAACCGAGCCGAGGAGGACGCCAGGAGGUACCUGAUGGAAAAAGAGAAGCUGGAGAAAGAGAAAGAGACGAUCCGGACAGAGCUGGCGGCGCUACGGCAGGAAAAGAGGCAGCUAAAGGAAGCCCUUCGGGACCGCCCAGGGGCCAAGAUAAAGGCUCUGGAAGAGGCCCUGGGCACCCUGGAGGCUCAGUGUCGGGCCAAGGAGGAGCGCAGGAUAGACCUGGAGCUGCGGCUGGUGGCGGUGAAGGAGCGCCUGCAGCAGUCCCUGGCGGGGGGCCCAGCCCUGGGGCUCUCCGUGAGCAGCAGGACCAAGAGCGGGGAAGCAGCCAGCAAGCCCCAGGGCAGCGCCCCGGAGCAACCUCUCCCUGUCAACUGCGUCUCUGAGCUACGGAAGAGGAGCCCGUCCAUCGUAACCUCCAACCAAGGAAGGGUGCUGCAAAAAGCCAAGGAGUGGGAAAGGAAGAAGACCUAGAAGCAAGAGGAGGAUCUCAUCCAAGGGAAGUAACGCCGGAUCCAUCCAAGGCAGAAAGGCCUUUCUCACGGGAGACUCACAAGACUGGACGUAGCCCGCCCUGUCCAGGGCACCCAAAAGACCAGCCCUUAUUCUCUGCAUGACUCUAGGGAACUGGGGUGGGGGGGGGGGGGGAGAAGGGGGAAUGGAGGCAUCCUUGUAACUUCACGCAAGGUGGAAAUGGGGCUCGAGGGAGCCAGCGGUCUGCAGAGUUACAAAGAUCUUGUUAAUGGCCUGCCUUCCCUUCCGAAGAAGAAAUGAAAGCACAUGUGAAUGA